AUGUCCAUAAUUUAUAAGGAGAAUUAUUUACUAAGUUUACCAUCUAUAAUUAAUUAUAGGAAAUUGGACGAAGGAAUCAAUUAUUGCCUUCAUGAUGAGGAAACAAAAAUAAGAGAAAAAUUAAAAAUCUUUAAAAGCAUUGAUGGAAUUUUACAAAAACUAUUAGAUAUUUUAUGCUAUAUGCCAUAUUUUUCAACCAUAUCUAAUUCAACUGAAGAAUAUUGUAAUUUUUUUUAUUACUGGUUUGGAAAUAUGAUUGCUAAUAUAAAACAUGAAGAAGAAUUUAAUAAAAUAAUCAAUAUAUUUUAUGAUGGACUAACUAUAGUUGGAGCUUCAAAUAAGUGCGUAAAUCAUUUUAUUAGUAAUAGUAUAGAUGAUUUUAAAAAACUGAAAAGUGUUUAUGAUUAUUCUAUAAAUUACUCAAGUAUUAAACAAAAGCUUACUGAUAAAAAAAUUUCAUGCAGCCAAGAGCUUAAAGAAUUAGUGAAAGACGCAGAAUAUAUAUAUGAUGAAAUGUACAGAGAAUGUAUUACAGGUAAUAAGAAAAAUUAUUGUAAUUCAUUUAAAAAAAUAUUCCCUAAUUAUCCAAAUGGAAAUAAAUUACAUCCAUUAAAAUGUGAUCUAAGUAAAGCAAUACCAUCCUCUCGAUCGAUGGAGUAUUCACCCUCAAUUAUAAAAAUACGUGAAUUAUCUCCAUACGAUGAUAUACGAAAUAAAUCGCGAGAAUAUUUAUUUAGAGUAUUUUUGCCUAUGAUGGUCAUAUCACUUAUUUCUCCUGUUUUAUACCAAUUUACUCCAGUUAAAACUUGGAUGCAUAAAUUAUUUAGAGAGGGUAGGAGCUUAAUGGGUAAAAUAAAGGAUAUAUGGAUACCAGGAUUAAGACAAAACUUUUAUGAAUCUGAAAAAUUAAAUUCAUACAGAAACUACUUUAACUUAUCAUAUAGUUUUGAAUGA
Plasmodium gonderi is the source of this 954-nucleotide messenger RNA. Its product is annotated as variable surface protein. The record is from RefSeq and is a predicted model, not a curated record. The transcript is spliced from 3 exons. Bases 1 to 954 code for a protein of 317 amino acids. NCBI's taxonomy places the organism in Eukaryota, Apicomplexa, Aconoidasida, Haemosporida, Plasmodiidae.